This is a messenger RNA of Echinops telfairi (small Madagascar hedgehog), 1132 nucleotides long. It is a transcript of the gene AVPI1, whose product is annotated as arginine vasopressin induced 1. The coding region runs from base 258 to 704 and encodes 148 amino acids. NCBI's taxonomy places the organism in Eukaryota, Metazoa, Chordata, Mammalia, Afrosoricida, Tenrecidae. The transcript is spliced from 3 exons. The record is from RefSeq and is a predicted model, not a curated record.
CCUUGCUCUUGAGCCUCCCGUUCUUUUUCAAAGAAGCCAGGGCCUCUGAUGAUAAUCAGAGAUUGCCGGGCAACAGAGAUUACUGGAAGCGGGGCAGGCUGGUGGGCAGCAGGUACAGGCUGUCCCUUAUGGUUCCUUCCCCUUGCCUCUCCUGAGAGCCAGGAGCGUUAGCUAGAAUAAUCGCCUUGAAUGGCCAUCCAUGGAACAAAGAGCGCUCAGCUAUCCAUGCACUGUAAACCCAUCGCCUGAGCACCCAGAUGGGGACCCCGGCCUCAGUGGUGAGUGAGCCGCCCCCGUGGCAGGCCCCGCCGGCCGCCCGGGGACGAAAGCAGGCGUCGGCCAACAUCUUCCAGGACGCCGAGCUGCUACAGAUCCAGGGCCUCUUCCAGCGCAGCGGGGACCGGCUAGCCGAGGAGCGGGCGCAGAUCAUCUGGGAGUGUGCCGGGGACCACCGUGUGGCCGAGGCCUUGCAGCGCCUGCGCAGGAAGAAGCCCCCACGGCGGAAGCCCCUGGGCCACGCGCUCCAUCACUGCAGCCGCCUCAGAGUCCCAGAGCUCCACGCUCCACUGGCAGACCCACAGAGUACUGCCGAGGGGACAGUGGCCAGUGAGCAGUGUCUGAACUCUAGGAGGACAAGUGCCAGGAUCCGACAGAACUGGAGGAAACCGGACCCCACUAGCUACCUUCACCAAAUCAGACACUGAAAGGAGUGAGACAUGGCUCGAUCUCCCCCAGGAAUCCAAGACUUCCGACAGAAAGCAUGGGGAGUGGAGACGAGAGAACUGAGGCAGGUGGCCCAAUCGGGCAAAUGAAAGAGCCCACAGCCUCUGGUCGGCUCAAUUCCAAGCAGGCCUGGAAGCUUCCAGGAUGUGGGACCCACUCCUCAUCUGACCGAGAAGAAACCCCAGCAGCCCCUGCCUCAGCCCUUCCCCACCUAACACACUACACCUGGGCUGCAUGCUAUUCCCCCAGGAGGCAAGAGCAAUGCGCCUGCAGACUCAGCCUGCCACCAGCCCUGCUACUAACCCUGUUAUACCACCAUCUGUGACCGGGAAACCCGUCCCACACACCUUGGCCUAGGCAGGCCGGCACAAAAACACUGAAAAGCGGCAAAUAAAAACAUUUGCUUCAA